AUGACCUUGUUCUCUGCCGGCCUGCUUCGAUCUUCUUCUAGGUCGCUGGCUAGCAUCCAAUCCUGGCGUGCUAGGCCUGGCCUGAAUCCUAAUCUUAAGAUUACCCACCUGUCCAGCUCGACGAGUGGGACGUGUGCGGCGACUAUAUCUACUCGCGCCAACCCCGCCGCCUCGCGGUCUGCCCCUCGAUCAACAGUUCCAAUUCCCCCUUGUCGUGCUUCUGUCAGAUCCUUCUCUACCACCACCAUCACCAUGUCUUCCACCGACACCCUGAUCGAGCUGGCCAAGGCCCGCCGCACCUACUACAAGCUGGGCAAGAACAGCCCCGUGCCGGACGCGAAGAUCGAGGAGCUCGUGACCAAUGCCAUCAAGCACAUGCCCAGCUCCUUCAACACGCAGUCGACGCGGCUGGUCGUGCUGCUGAACGAGAAGCACGACAAGCUGUGGGACAUUGCCAUCGCCGCGCUGGGGAACCUGGUCAAGACGGGCGCCAUUCCGGAGGAGCUGUGGAAGAACCAGACCCUGCCGAAGCUGGAGGGUUUCAAGGCGGCAUACGGCACAAUCCUCUUCUACGAAGACCCCGCGCACAUCGCCCCCUACUCGGAGAAGUUCGCCAUGCUCAAGGAUCACUUUGGCCCGUGGGCGGAGCACUCCAAUGCUAUGCACCAGUGGUUCCGUGUUGGUGCCUGA
Molecule: messenger RNA, 690 nt
Organism: Rasamsonia emersonii CBS 393.64
Lineage: Eukaryota; Fungi; Ascomycota; Eurotiomycetes; Eurotiales; Trichocomaceae
Exons: 3
Coding region: 1-690 (229 amino acids)
Biological process (GO): cellular response to oxidative stress
Source: RefSeq, a predicted model, not a curated record